Parascedosporium putredinis is the source of this 858-nucleotide messenger RNA. The record is from the annotation of a GenBank genome assembly. Lineage: Eukaryota; Fungi; Ascomycota; Sordariomycetes; Microascales; Microascaceae.
AUGCCUUCUACCCAGGUCUUCGUCUGCGGCGCCACCGGCACCCAAGGCGGUGUCACCGCCCGACACCUCAUCGCCGGCGGUGCCAAGGUCCACGCCCUGACCCGCGACGCUUCCUCCGCCAAAUCCCAAGCCCUCGAGGCCCUGGGCGUCAAGCUCUUCCCGGGAGACUACGAAAACGCAGAGGCCCUCGCCGCCGCCUUGGCCGGCUGCGACGGCAUCUACCUCAACUUCCUCCCCAGCUUCAAGGACCUCGCGCAGGAGGCGCGCCAUGCCUCCCUCGUCGUGGCCGCUGCCCGCGCCGCCGGGGUACGCCACGCCGCCUACGCCUCCUUCAUGAGCCACGAUGAGCUCCCCAAGACGGAGGUCUUUGCGGAUAUCCCGCUCGCCCGUCCCUUCUUCGAGUCCAAGGAAACCGUGUUCCGCAGCAUGGUGGACGCGGGCUUCGACACCUGGACUAGACUCCAGCCCGGCAAAUUCAUGGGCGACUUCAUCAACCCCGGCGUGCCCAUGUUCCCGGAUCUCGCCGGCUCAGGCGUGUGGAGGUCCGCCAUCCGCGCCGAGGACGAGAUCCGCCUCGUCGACCCGGAUGACAUUGGCAUCACCAGCGCCGCGGCGCUUCUCCAUCCCGAAGAGUCCAACGGUCAACAGGUGGACAUCUUUUCGGAUAUCCUCACCCCUCGCAGCUCACAGGACAAGGAGCCGUUCCUCGCCGCUCAGCUCUUGACCAGGUACUCUGGCGUCGACAUCCCGAUCGAGACUGCUAAGAAAUGGGGAAGCAAGUGCCAGUCUUUCGAGGCCUUCUUGGCUAAGAACAAGGAUCUGGUCGAUUCCACCUUUGCCGGCCUCCCUCCUGCUUAA